This is a messenger RNA of Triplophysa dalaica, 2792 nucleotides long. RefSeq names its product CDP-L-ribitol pyrophosphorylase A (gene crppa). Gene Ontology annotation, molecular function: D-ribitol-5-phosphate cytidylyltransferase activity. The record is from RefSeq and is a predicted model, not a curated record. Gene Ontology annotation, biological process: protein O-linked glycosylation via mannose; isoprenoid biosynthetic process. Gene Ontology annotation, cellular component: cytosol. Lineage: Eukaryota; Metazoa; Chordata; Actinopteri; Cypriniformes; Nemacheilidae. The transcript is spliced from 10 exons. Bases 434 to 1753 code for a protein of 439 amino acids.
AAAUAAAACCAAAAAUAUGGCUAAUAUUUAUGCAAAAUCUUGCUUAAUUUAAUUAUAAUAUAUUACAUUUAUACUUCAAUGUGCUAGGAAGAAGAAGUAGCGCCAGUACAGUCGAGACAAUGGUAGACCUAUUGAAAAUAAUAUUAAUACAAUAAAAUCAUUAAUAAAAUCAUAAAAUCACGGUUUGUAUGAUUAAAAAACAUCAAAAUGAUGCCACACAAACCAAGAAUUGUCUCUCAUCAUCUGCAGUGUGGGUACGUAACCCGAGGGGCAGUUUGCCGGUGGAGAUCUCUGAAGCGAAGCAACAGGAAACACCGCUAAACACCGCGCGGGUCAUCCACCGUUGUCGAUGCAUAGCGCCGGUUAGGCAUAACAGCAGUUUUCACACGAGCUCGGUUAAUGCAGGUGACGAAGUUAGUAAAAACGUGGGAAAAUGCUGGAAGAGAUCGCGUCUGCCUCCGCCAGGCCUUUGGAUCCCGGCUCUCCACUAAGUCUUGACACCGAGUGUAGCGGAGACGGACCCGGUAGAGCCGCGGUGGAUUUCCCGGUAGCUGUGGUUCUUCCAGCCGGCGGCUCCGGGGAGCGGAUGGGACUGCCCACACCCAAACAAUUCUGCACGAUUCUCAACAGACCUCUGAUCAGUUACACCAUUCAAGCGUUUGAGAGAUUAUCAUGGAUUGGAACCGUUGUUGUUGUGGUUGCUAAGGAAAACCAUGACUUGAUGCUGAAUAUCGUCCGAGAAUUUCAUCACACAAAGGUGAAAGUGGUACACGGAGGAACCUCCAGACACAGAUCCAUCUUCAAUGGACUUCAGGCCUUCAGCAACAAUAUAGAUGAUUCAUUGACUCCUAAACCAAAAGUGGUCAUCAUCCAUGAUGCUGUACGGCCUUUUGUGGAAGAAGAUCUUUUGCUGAAAAUAACCCUCGCAGCUAAAGCGGAAGGGGCCUCGGGAGCAAUUCGUCCUUUGGUGUCCACAGUUAUAGCAACGACCUUGGAGGGCUACCUGGACCACUCAUUGGAGAGAGCGAAAUACAGAGCCAGUGAAAUGCCUCAAGGAUUUCUUUAUGACAUCAUUUUCCAGGCCUACCAGCGGUGCAGUGAAUAUGACUUUGACUUUGGCACAGAAUGUUUGCACUUGGCCCUGCAGUACUGUGGAACAAAUGCAAAACUUAUAGAAGGACCACCAACUUUGUGGAAAGUUACCUACAAAAGAGAUCUAGCAGCUGCAGAGGCUAUUAUUAAAGAGACUCUUUCAACGUCCGCGUGUGUGAUCACAGAGGCUGCUGCAGAAGCUGUUGAGUUGGCCGGAACACUCCAGAAAAAUCUGACAACCCAGGGCAUGGUGGUGACUGACGUUAUUCCAUGCGCAAAGGAAAGUUACACAGACUGCCUGUCAAAAAGCCGAAGCUUCAUUCAGAUAGCGGUGAAUGGAUCAAACAUCUCAGGCGUUCUAGAAAUGGUUAAACAUUUUGAGAAUACCAGACACGCCCAUUUAUAUCCAAUAGUUGUUGUUUGGGUUAAGCUUAACACGACAAAGCGCUCCUUUGAUACUCAAAAGACAGAUGAGUUAACAACCUUCAUGCGUCUGGCCUCUGAAGUCAAACAAGCAAAUGUUCAGCUCUAUGGAAUUCAGAUUGAUCACACAAAGGUGUCGGAGCUGUGGGAGAGGUCUGCGGCGAGACUCGCUGACAUCACAGUUGCUCUCAUCAGAGAUAGAAACCCUGCUCUCAUUGGCCAGCUGCUUCAAGCUUGAAACUGUGGUACAACUGGAUGGUGUGGUACAGUAAAUGGACAGUCAGUAUACGACCUGUGGACAUAUAGAAACAGCUGUUCGUUGUACUGCUUUAUCCAUAAAAAUCAUAGUCUGCUAUUAAGUAUUUUUAUUUUAUUUUAAAGGUAAUUUGCGUAUUUUUACUAGGGUCAGUUCAUUAAAACAUGUUUAAACUAGAAUAUACAUGUGUGCGUUAUGACAUCACAGAUAUAUUAAGGUGACAAGUCUUUAUUAAAUGCAAGUAUAGAGAAAGUAUAAGUAUAUAGUGAGUAGUCUUUGGCUAUUUUAACACUGCUGGAAUUGAGCUGUUAUCAUUCAGAACAGGAUAAAUAUUUUUCAUUACAUUUCUGUGAAAUCACUGUUUUACGUCCCUUACAGCAAAUUGUCUCACUUUGAGUCUGUAUAUUUAAUAAAAUGCUGCCAUCUUGUGGAAGGUUAUGAAAAUAUGAUGUUGUGCCUUAAAGAUGUAUGUUAUACAACUGUAGCGGAUAUGAUACAUGCAGCUAUAAAUCCUUUAGAAAAUAGUGAAUUCCUUCAGUUUACAAAAUAUUCUCUUAAUGUUUCUUUAGCUUUCAUUUUAAAACCAUUUAUAAGUGAGAGCUCACCCAAAACUCAAAAUUCACUCAACAUUUACUCAUAGUCAUUCGAACCUGCAUUACUUUAUUCUGCAGAGCACCAAAGAAGAUAUUUAGAAGAAUGUCGGUAAUCAAACAACAUUAGACCCAAUUGAUUUCCAUUGCAUGAACACAAAAUAAUUUCUCAAAAUAUCUUCUUUUGUGUUCCACUCCACAGAAAAAUGAGUAAUUUAAAGGUUUUGAAUGACAUGGUGAUGAAUAAAUGAUGACAGAAUUUUAAAUUUGGGUUAAAUGCUUUGCUUUAAUUACAGACCCAUUUCCAAAUUUGCCAGAUUCUUAAAAUUAUAUUGUGGUGCUUCACUGACUAUAAUUUUUUACACUUUACAUAUGUAAUGUAAUUAAAAAUGAAUAGUUUACAUAUAAUAAAUUCCCAAUAUUGAUUUUUA